AUGCUCGCGCCACGGCGGAGUAAGAAUGCCAAGGCAAAUAUGCGUGGGAGGGCGGAUGCAGGCCGAGCCAGGCCAGGCUCGCACGAGUGUGUUUGUAGCGAGUUGGCAAGGAGUCGCAAGAGUCGAGACCGAAGAAAUGUCAAUGAUAAGAAGCAUGCUGGGCGAGGUGUGUUUGUUGCUCGCGAUUGGGCGCCUGGGUGGGCGGCGCAUGUGUGGUGUCACCAUGCGGGUGCAGCGAAACCGUGCGGCGAGGCUGGGACCUCGAUGUUGAGGCGCCUUGGGGCAGGUGAGGUGAGAGCGGAGGGGAGCAGGUUUGCCAGGAUCCGGGCAGGCAGCGAAGCUGCAGACCGCUGCAUCGGGGCACACCACGAGGGAUGGGUUGCUCUUCUCCUCCGCACCCCCUCUCAUAUCGAUUGUUUGGUUGGAAGCAAGACACGGGAGAGCUCAUGGCGGGAGCCACGAGGCUCUCCCGGCCGAGGGCGCCGGAGCCCGUCUAACCCCUGGUGGGCAGAGCAGGAAGCGGGCGCUGCGGCGGCGGGCCGGGGCAGGGCGGGAGCUGCGAGGGGCGCUGGGCGGGCAUCUUGGUGGUUGGUGGUAGGAGCCUUGGGAAAACCAAAGGCUGUUGCUGUUGCUGUUGCUGUUGGGCGAGGAUCUCCGUCGUGGUGGCAGAGAUGCGGCUAUGGUGGCGGCUGUGGGUGGUGGUUGGAGGUCGUUGAUGUCGAGGCAGGCUCAGGUACCUUUUGGAGCGCUGGAGCAGACAUCCCUGCAAAACCUGAAGGCAUCAAAACACCCCUGCCCGUCCUCCUCUCCAGGGCACGUCCACGCGGACAAGGGCAAGCCAGCAUGACCACAAGGGGUGUCGCACCCCCUCAGGAACCCACCCUUCACCCCCCCUCCCCACACACCACCAUCCUGCCGCUACCCUGCACUUGCGGUGCGGUGACGCAGCCUGGGCUUGGGUCUUGGGCUUAG
Messenger RNA from Gaeumannomyces tritici R3-111a-1, 972 nucleotides. RefSeq lists its product as hypothetical. The transcript has 7 exons. The coding region runs from base 1 to 972 and encodes 323 amino acids. The record is from RefSeq and is a predicted model, not a curated record. NCBI's taxonomy places the organism in Eukaryota, Fungi, Ascomycota, Sordariomycetes, Magnaporthales, Magnaporthaceae.